CCUCUAGGUAAGCUGAACGUAGAAGCUCAGGGAUACACAAAAUCUCUUUAACAUCGGACAGAGCUUUAGGCAUCCGCCUUCUAAAUUGUUGCAGUUUUAGUAUUUGUUCUCUGCCGACCUAACAACCAUCAACAUUCACAAUGUAUGCCUGUGCUAAGUUUGCCCAGCCCUCAGCCAGAUGCUUGAGCGUGCUCACCCGAUCUGCCCUGAGGCCUCUCGGAAGCGCAGUCGUUGUGAAGCAGGAGCCACAGGCCGUGUCCGGUGCCAGCCUAGCAACCUACAGUGGAAUCAGCGCACUUAACCUUACAUCUAAAGCAACCUCUGUUUCAUCACUUAUUAGCCAGAUCCGCAACUUCCAGACAAGCGCUGUGCAGCGGGACAUUGAUCAGGCCGCCAAAUACAUUGGAGCCGGAGCUGCCACCGUUGGAGUGGCUGGAUCAGGAGCCGGAAUUGGAAGCGUCUUCGGAAGUCUCGUCAUUGGAUAUGCUCGCAACCCAUCAUUGAAGGGCCAGCUCUUCUCAUUCGCUAUCUUGGGUUUUGCCCUGUCUGAGGCUAUGGGUCUGUUCUGCCUCAUGAUGGCUUUCUUGCUGCUGUUCGCUUUUUAACUUGGGCCUCAGCAUGCAUAGAAAAUCUAACAAUAUUUCAUUAGUGAUUGAAAAAAAAAGUUAUAUGGUAACUAAGCGCUGUAUUGUUUGCGAGGUGUGAGUGGUGAGAAUGAAGUGACCAAAUCAUGUCUGUAUACUUUCUUUGUUUGUGUAUUUGAGGUAACUGUGGACACUUCAUUACUUAGGUUCUUAGGGAAUGAAGCUGAAUUUCCUUGGCUGCACUUCCUCUCGCAGCUCAAAUGUUUGUUGAGGGGUUGGUGAGUGGCUGGAGGAAUGACAGGGGCCCACGGAAAUGGUUGAAUCCCCUCUCUUUUGUUUUGUGAUAGUGUGACAACGUACACAACACAGACUAGACUGUAAUGCAUGAGCGUUGUUGAUGAAGAAACCAGAGUUGAUAAGGUGAUGUUCACCUGAUGCUAUUUUGUUAUCUUGGCUCAGGUUUGGUCUGCAUGUGAUAACCUUUAUGCCAUUAGUAAACUCGUUACUCGACUUUCCUUUGGCGUUGACAGAUCUGCAUACAUUUUUGUCGUGGUGUGAGCAAGAGUGAAAUGUGAUUUUGUUCAUGGAACCAAGAAAAUAAUGUUGUGAGGGCAAAUUGGCUUGGAACCUGGUAAAUCAUCUGGUUUUUUCAUCAAUCAUGUGAACUGUUGGGGUUGUAUGUCAAGAGGACUUUUGUUACGUAUUCAAUCUGCACCCAAAAUUGUGAGCUGUAGUGUUACUGUAACUUUUUUGUUCAACUUAGUAGACCAAUUUUGGAGUUCCACAUUGUUGCAGAUGUGUGAUUGCUGUACAGAUCCAAGCACAUUUGUUUGUAGCAACCUUCUUCGUAGAUUGGGGUUGUUCCGAAGGAUUUGAUAAUAAAAACUGUCUUGGAGACUUUGAUGAA
Molecule: messenger RNA, 1491 nt
Organism: Aplysia californica (California sea hare)
Lineage: Eukaryota; Metazoa; Mollusca; Gastropoda; Aplysiida; Aplysiidae
Product: ATP synthase lipid-binding protein, mitochondrial
Exons: 6
Coding region: 141-605 (154 amino acids)
Biological process (GO): proton motive force-driven ATP synthesis; proton transmembrane transport
Molecular function (GO): proton transmembrane transporter activity
Source: RefSeq, a predicted model, not a curated record